Messenger RNA from Cylindrotheca closterium, 426 nucleotides. NCBI's taxonomy places the organism in Eukaryota, Bacillariophyta, Bacillariophyceae, Bacillariales, Bacillariaceae. The record is from the annotation of a GenBank genome assembly.
AUGACCUCUACCAAUAACAUCAAGAACAUAUUGCCCGGUUCUUUUGCCCUAUCGGUUUCUUGUCACGAGGACUUACGUGCACUAGAUAAUGAUUCCAGCGUCACAUCAUUUACUCUUAGUCUAGAUGAGGACGACCAAUGUGAUGUUUCUCUCUUUGGUGAUGAUGAAGCUUCCUUCAUGGGAGAGGAUUUUGACGAAACCCCUGCUGGACCAUGUGAGCACCACAAUGAAGAAGUGCCCCUUGUGGAUCAUCUAGAAAUAUCCGAGCGUACCGAAAUCUCAACAGGUAAUGCUCCAAAGUCUACAGGAAAGUCACUAGCCACCAAUAUUAGGGAACAACAAGAAAAGGAUUGGAAACCUCGUUCGACUCGACGACCCGUACGCCGUGGUGGAAGAAGACCUGCCAAAGUUUUGGUUGCUGAGUGA